AUGGUGGGCAAGGACUGUGUCGCCAUAGCCUGCGACCUCCGACUCGGCAUGCAAGCCCUCACCGUAUCAAACAAUUUCCCGAAAAUAUUCAACUACGCGCCCUCCACAUACCUCGGCCUCACGGGUCUUGCGACGGACGUCUCCUCUGUCUCGGACCUCAUGCGGUACAAGGUCAAUCUCUAUCGUCUCCGAGAGGAGAGACAGAUUUCGCCCCAGACCCUGGCGAACCUAGUGUCGUCGAGCCUCUACGAGAAACGGUUUGGUCCGUGGUUUGUCAGCCCCGUGUUGGCGGGUAUCAACCAUACGACAGGCAAACCGUUUAUCUGCGGCUUUGACAGCAUUGGGUGCAUCGACUUCGCAAAAGACUUCAUUGUGAGCGGAACCGCCAGCGACCAGUUGUUUGGAAUGUGUGAGGGGUUGUGGGAGCCUGAUUUAGGCCCCGAGGAACUAUUUGAGACUGUUUCCCAGGCUCUUCUGAAUGCCGUAGACCGAGAUGCCCUUUCAGGCUGGGGCGCACAUGUAUACAUCAUAGAGAAGGAUAGGGUCACAAAACGGUUGCUCAAGGGACGACAGGAUUAA
Uncinocarpus reesii 1704 is the source of this 579-nucleotide messenger RNA. RefSeq names its product proteasome component PUP3. The transcript is spliced from 2 exons. Bases 1 to 579 code for a protein of 192 amino acids. Gene Ontology annotation, biological process: proteasome-mediated ubiquitin-dependent protein catabolic process. Gene Ontology annotation, cellular component: proteasome core complex; proteasome core complex, beta-subunit complex. The record is from RefSeq and is a predicted model, not a curated record. NCBI's taxonomy places the organism in Eukaryota, Fungi, Ascomycota, Eurotiomycetes, Onygenales, Onygenaceae.